AUGUCGCACUCCAUCAUCUCCCCGGCUAUCCUCUAUUGGGGCACUCCCGUUGUCCUCGUCUCUUCCGAGAACGAAGAUGGGUCUGAAAACAUCUGUGCCAUCUCUUCUGCAUUUUGGCUGGGACAUCGAUGCAUCCUCGGCUUUGCCGCCGAAAGCAAGACGCCAAUCAACAUUCUUCGAACUGGCCAAUGUGUCGUCAAUCUUCCCGACGACAGCAUGGCUCGCCACGUCAACCUGCUAGCGAAUACAACUGGCACCGAGAAUGUCUCUGACUCAAAGAAGGACAGAGGAUACCACUAUGUCAAGGACAAAUGGACUUGCGCGGACCUUACGCCCCAGAAAUCUGAUCUCGUUCGCCCGCGUCGGAUUUUGGAAUGUCCUGUUCAGAUGGAGUGCGAGUUAGCCGAGGCCCAUCAAGUUAUGAAGGACUUUCCUGAUCUCAAGGGCGUCAUCGUCUGCAUUGAGCUCAAGAUUCUUCGAACUCAUGUUGUGGAUUCGAUUCGCAUGCCGGGAUAUCCCAACCGUAUCGACCCCGACAAGUGGCGGCCCAUGAUUAUGUCUUUCCAGGAGCUCUAUGGCUUGGGAGGAGGAAAGCUGGACAAGAGCAUCUUGGGCAAGGUUGAGGAAGAAAAGUAUCGUCGACUUACACGAAGUGACGUGGUUAAAUUGCCUGGAGAUGACGACAAGGAAGAAGUUGAGGCGGUUUAUUCGCAGGCAAAUGGAAGCCUUGAAGAUGGAAACUAG
Messenger RNA from Trichoderma aggressivum f. europaeum, 744 nucleotides. RefSeq lists its product as uncharacterized. Gene Ontology annotation, molecular function: FMN binding. NCBI's taxonomy places the organism in Eukaryota, Fungi, Ascomycota, Sordariomycetes, Hypocreales, Hypocreaceae. Bases 1 to 744 code for a protein of 247 amino acids. The record is from RefSeq and is a predicted model, not a curated record. The transcript has a single exon.